Messenger RNA from Lontra canadensis (Northern American river otter), 1823 nucleotides. RefSeq names its product distal membrane arm assembly complex 2 like (gene DMAC2L). The transcript has 5 exons. The record is from RefSeq and is a predicted model, not a curated record. Bases 902 to 1501 code for a protein of 199 amino acids. Lineage: Eukaryota; Metazoa; Chordata; Mammalia; Carnivora; Mustelidae.
AAAAGCUGGGGGUGGAGGUGGGGGAAACCUAUAACCUGUCCGCCUGAUACUGACUUCUGUUAAUGACAUCACCAUCUAACCCUUGACCUGGGAACAAAACUUAGUGUCCUUUUCAACUAUUCUGGCCCUUGCCUCAGCAUCUCACUGAGCCAUGUGGAAUCCACUCUGUAAUGGUCAUUCCCAUUCUUGGCCCACUUGGUCCUUUCCCAUGGGCACAUGUAGUUAAAGCCAUUGUUAGCUGUCUCACUGUUCAGUUCUAUGGACCCUCAGCGUUGAUGCUGUUGGCCAAGUAGUAUUCCAAAGCACAGCUCUAACAAUGCCAGUGCUCUUUGCUAAAACCUCAGUGACCCAACUGCCUCCAGCAGACAGUCCAAAGUCCCUUGCUGAUCUUGCAAAACCCUUCCUGAUGUGACUGUGUAAAUUGAUUGUCUCCUCUUCUCAGGAUCCCCAUGUACUCACCAAACUGAACUACAACAUGCCUUAAGCGUUUCUGCCUCAGCUAAUCAGCUGACAUACUUUCUCCUGUUGAAAUCCUGGUGCAUUCUUAUUUUAACUCUGAGGAAUUUUUCAGGUUCUACCGUUUAACUACCUGGUACCUUGUUUUACCUCACUCCACCCUGCAUUAAUUUUUCAGCAACUCAAAGGUUGAAACCACAUUUCAUUUAUCUUUGUUUUCCCCUGAUAUUGCUCACUACUAGAGAAGCUUGAACUGAAAUAAAUCAGAUUGAAACUCAGCUCAGAAACCUAGUUUCUGAGCAAGAAAACUUUCUCAUGGUUAUAAUUUUUUACAGCUGGAAAUCAUCUGAGCAAAUCAUCUCAUUUUACAAGUGACAAAACCAAGGGUCAGCGAGGUGAGGUUACUUGCCCAGUCUUUCCUAGCUGCCCUUGGACAGAUCAAGUGAUGCUGUUUGGAAAAAUUUCCCAGCAGUUGUGUGGCUUAAAGAAACCCCCACGGUCAUGUGACUACAGAAACUUUUGGGGCUGGUUGAAUGCAGUGUUUAAUAAAGUAGAUUAUGAACGCAUCAAGGACGUGGGACCCGAUAGGGCAGCAUCUGAGUGGCUGCUACGCUGUGGGGCCACGGUGCGCUACCAUGGCCAGGAGAGGUGGCAGAAGGACUACAACCACCUCCCAACAGGACCUCUGGACAAAUACAAGAUCCAGGCAAUUGAUGCCACCGAGUCCUGUAUCAUGAGAAUUGGAUUUGAUUAUCUGGAGGGCCUACAGCACGUUGAAAAAAUAAGACUAUGCAAGUGUCAUUAUAUUGAGGAUGACUGUUUGGAGAGACUUGGUAAACUGGAAAAUUUACAAAAAAGCAUACUGGAAAUGGAAAUAAUUUCAUGUGGGAAUAUCACAGACAAAGGAAUCAUUGCUUUAUAUCACUUAAGAAACCUCAAGUAUUUGUUGUUAAGUGAUCUUCCUGGAGUAAGAGAAAAAGAAAAUCUUAUCCAAACCUUUAAGACAGCACUGCCUUCUCUGGAACUAAAAUUAGACUUGAAGUAAAAUAAUAAUAUUCAAUAAGUGUCUUCUUUGAAUAUAAAGUAUCAUUUAAAAUUGUUGAUCCUAAAUAGCAGUAAAUAUUACAUAAUCAUCAACAGACCUUAAGGAUGUUGUAUCAUGAUGUUUCAGAAGCAGAGAGUCCAUUAUGUAGAAAAUUAAUAUUCAGACAUGACUCACUGAAGUUACUAAGUUGGAAGUAAAAAUCUAUGUACAUUAAGUCAUUUUAAGAAAAAUGGAAAGCAGGUAGCAGUUUAAUUCUGAUAUAUUCCUCAUUUUAUAUAAAUAUCUAUGUAGGUAACUUUUGUUGUAGAUGACAACAGAGUUC